Molecule: messenger RNA, 1132 nt
Organism: Gordionus sp. m RMFG-2023
Lineage: Eukaryota; Metazoa; Nematomorpha; Gordioida; Chordodea; Parachordodidae
Exons: 6
Coding region: 122-1132 (336 amino acids)
Source: RefSeq, a predicted model, not a curated record
UUAUCACAUCCAUAACGAUCAUGCAAUUUGGAUUGCUUGUUUGGUCUUUAUUUGCUUUUUGGAAGGUUCGUAUGAGGCGCCACCGAAAAAUUAUGUUACAAAGCUAGAUCAUGGAUAUUAUAUGACACUUAAUCAUGAACCGAAUGUUUAUGCCUUAAAUAAUUUAUCGUUUAAAAAUAAAAACAAUGUUUAUGUAAAUCCGUUACAGGAGGAGCAGCUAAAUAAAAUUCUUAACUAUAAGAAACCUAUCAUGAAAAUUUAUAGCCUCAACCCUAAUUGUUCUUCUAAUUUUAUAAGCUAUCGAAUCUAUCGCCAACGGGGUAAAAAUGAGGAUGCUGUAAAAUAUGUAAAAUCCUUUACCCUUCACCACAAUAUAUUAUAUUUUAUUGAACCUGUUAUUUUUUAUGACUUAUUCCAGAACUAUGCUCAAACGAUAGAAAACAUCUUCUAUCCUAAUUCUAUCAAAUACCAAAAUUUCUUAAUUAUCCUCAAAGCAGGUUCGUCGAUCAAGGCAAUUAGGCAAAAUCGGUUUACAAAUUUAGAAUCAAAACCUUUCUAUUUAGUAUUCGGUGAUCUUGAUUAUUUUACGAAUAACUCACAGAACCAACUUUUAUUCCAUACAAUGCUUCACUUAAAUAUAGUAACAACGGAGAAUUUCUUUAAGCAGGAGAAAAUUGAAAUAGAUCUUAUAGGUAAAUUUCUAUCAAAAAUUUGCAAUAUAUUCGUUAAUAAAACGUGUCAGCAAACUCCUGAUUGUCCCACAGGGCUAAGUGAUGGUCCUCACGGGGGCAGAAAUAUGCAUCAUAAUGAAUCAAUCAACUAUACAAAUCAAUCGAUCAUUCUUUCGAGUCCGGAUAAAUAUUCUGUCAAGUAUUUUGAUAUGUCUCACUAUAUUCGUCAGGCAAUCAGUGAUUAUGGUGAUUCCUCCUUUUAUGUCGAAAACCUGAAUUAUAAAAUCACAGAUGCAAAGAACGAUUCGAAAAAGCUCAAACUUCAUAAACGAAGCAUUUUUUCAACAUAUUUCGAGAGCCAUCUAAGGAGAAAGGAUUAUAUUCGUUUCGGUGGGAUAAAUGUUGUCAAAUAUAAAACUCCCAGGCAUAUUACUCACUUACAUUAUACCUUUCAAUGCUAA